This is a messenger RNA of Myxocyprinus asiaticus (Chinese sucker), 1910 nucleotides long. Its product is annotated as protein LSM12 homolog B-like. The transcript is spliced from 5 exons. NCBI's taxonomy places the organism in Eukaryota, Metazoa, Chordata, Actinopteri, Cypriniformes, Catostomidae. The record is from RefSeq and is a predicted model, not a curated record. Gene Ontology annotation, molecular function: RNA binding. The coding region runs from base 76 to 669 and encodes 197 amino acids.
CUCCCACCCAUGCUGCUGACGCGGCUGCGCGUCUUUACGUGAGGCGAAUGCUGCUCCCCUUUCCUGGCGGAGAAGAUGGCGGCUCCUGGACCCGGGGAGUAUUUCAGCGUUGGGAGCCAUGUCUCCUGCCUCACCUGCCUGGGUCAGCGCUUGCAAGGAGAGGUCGUCGCCUUUGACUACCCUUCCAAGAUGCUGACUUUGAAAUGUACCCCGUCCAGUGGUAAACCCAAUGUCAGCGAUGUGGUUUUGGUUAACUUGGCCUACGUGUCAGAGGUGGACAUCAUCAAUGACCGUGCCGAAACCCCUCCCCCUUUAGCAUCUCUCAAUUUUAACAAGCUUGUGAAUAGAGCACGGAUGGAAAAGGAAGACAAGUUGUCACAAGCUUACGCGAUUAGUGCUGGUGUCUCUGUGGAGGGCCAACAGCUGUUCCAGACCAUUCAUAAAACCAUCAAAGACUGCAAAUGGCAGGAGAAAAACAUCAUAGUGAUGGAGGAUGUGGUCAUCAGUCCUCCUUACCAAGUGGACAACUGUAAAGGCAAAGAGAGCAGCGCUUUGAGCCACGUGCGGAAAAUAGUUGAAAAACAUUUUCGAGAUGUGGAGAGCCAAAAAUCAGUGCAGAAUUCACAGCAAGCACAACAAACACAGAAGGACUCUGCUAUAUCAUCAUGAGCUCGGGCUCUGAGAGAGGGAACAUUUUGCUGACAAAGGAAGUGUUUUUUUUGUUUUAAAUUAAUAUUUUCUGAUGUUUGUUUGUUUUUUUUUUUUACCAAUCACGAGACAAAGGUUGACAUAGCUGACACUCAGCAUUUUGAGAAGGAAUGACGGUCCUACACAUCUGAAAAGAACAACUGCUCCCACUGACAAAAGAGGCCAAAAAUGUACCACUAGACCCCAAUGUACUUAUUUCUCCAUUCCUUAACUCACCUACUUGUUCAUUUCAUUACAACUUGAUUAGCCACCAAAAUUUUACCAUUUGAAACUGAAAAAUGUGCCACAAAAUGUGUGCGAGACUGGAAGAAAAACUAUUUUCUUGAGUUAUAAAGCCCCUCAUACUAUAACUUUUGUUUGAUUUACUUGGUGGCACGCACAUGGUUUAUUUGUAUUUUUUUAGCUGUUGACUGGUAGGAUGUAAGGAAGAGUUGAAGAAGCAGUAUGGGAAAUUGAAUUGCACAUCUACCCAACGUCUCAUUUUCUCAAACAAUUUUUUUUAAAAUAUAUUGUUAAACGAAGGAGAAACACUCUUGAGUACUGUAUGCAUCCUUUCAGUUUACAAGUUUUCUCGACAUUCAGCUCUAGGGGCAGUUGACAAUAAUGGAGAGCCAAGACUGGAGAAAUAUGUUUGGCAGUAUAUUUUGUUGUAAUUUCCUUCCAUAUUGGUCCUGUGCUUACCAUUUUAAAUACCUCUUCCAUAAUGGGACCAUUUUCUAAGACGCAGUGUAUGUAGAUUUAUGUGUAUUAUUUUCAAACACAUCCAAAUGCAGUGACGGAUAAGAGACUCACGCCUCUCUUUGACUUCCACACAUUCUCCAACGAUGGUCAGUUUUCUUUAGAUAUGUGACGGCGAAAGCCAGCUCAAAUCUUGCUCUUCUCUCGUGACAGGACUGAUGUAUUUUCUGAACAGUAGUCUUUGUAAUCACCUUUUUGGAAAAAGGAACCGUUAAAACGAUAUCUUGUCAUGUUAAGAGACUGGGACAGGGAGAUAUGGGUGGCAGUGGCUCAAAGCCGAAAUCCUCUCCAUCCCAGCCUUGUGAACCUUGUAGCCUGAUGGAGGCUCUAACAGUGGCGCCAAGAUGUGACACGCAUCCAUGUUGACAUACCAGUUUAUAUCACUGUGUGUUAACGAGUUUGCUGAUCACCUAUAGGUUUUUAUUUUAAAAUAUUAAUGGUUAAAUAAAAAAAGAAAACUCAAA